Messenger RNA from Blepharisma stoltei, 504 nucleotides. The record is from the annotation of a GenBank genome assembly. NCBI's taxonomy places the organism in Eukaryota, Ciliophora, Heterotrichea, Heterotrichida, Blepharismidae.
AUGGUAGAAUCCUUUGCAAUUGCCCGUCUUCAGCGAGAAUUCCGAGAUCUCACACAAAAUGAAGACAGCGGGUUUUCAGUAGGCUUAGUCGACGAUAAUUGGUUUAUAUGGACAGUCUGCUUUUCAGGCCCCACAGAUACUCCUUGGGAAGGCGGCUUUUACAUGGCAAAUUUGAGAUUUCCAGAAGAUUACCCCAACUCUCCGCCUGAAAUGAUUUUUAAAAGCGAAAUGUGGCACCCAAACAUAUUUAAGGACGGAAGAGUAUGCAUUUCGAUAUUGCACCCUCCAGGGGAAGAUGUUUUUAACUCUCUUGAAAGUUCUGCUGAAAGAUGGCGGCCUAUUCUUGGAGUGGAAUCUAUAUUGCUAUCAGUCAUUUCAAUGCUGAAUGACCCUAAUUUAGACAGUCCUGCUAAUAUGGAUGCUGCAAUCCAGUUUAGAGAUGAUAGAGCUAAUUAUUGGAGAAGAGUUAGAAGACUAGCUCAACAAUCAGUAGAAAUGCUUUAA